Messenger RNA from Lachancea thermotolerans CBS 6340, 1005 nucleotides. RefSeq names its product ribonuclease (gene NUC1). NCBI's taxonomy places the organism in Eukaryota, Fungi, Ascomycota, Saccharomycetes, Saccharomycetales, Saccharomycetaceae. Gene Ontology annotation, molecular function: nucleic acid binding; single-stranded DNA endonuclease activity; metal ion binding. Gene Ontology annotation, cellular component: nucleus; mitochondrial inner membrane. Gene Ontology annotation, biological process: apoptotic DNA fragmentation. Bases 1 to 1005 code for a protein of 334 amino acids. The transcript has a single exon. The record is from RefSeq and is a predicted model, not a curated record.
AUGAGCUUCAGGAAUGUUGUUUGCGGGUUCGCAGGUGUUGGUUUAGGUGGCGGUUUGGUCGCAUCUUUUUGGGGUUUGCCUUUUGGUGGUAAUAGUCGUGCAAAGGGUAAUGUUGUCGAUAAUGUCAGCGGCUCCGUUACCAGCGGAGGAAGCGAAGGCUCUCUGAAGCUUAGCGGAUCGGAUGUUAAUCCUAGUGCCUUUUUCAAGUACGGGUUUCCGGGUCCUGUUCACGAUCUCCAUAACAGAGAAGAAUAUGUGUCGUGCUAUGAUCGCAGACUUAAGUUGCCGUAUUGGGUUGUUGAACAUAUUACACCUGAAUCUCUAGCUAAUAAAAGUGGAGAUAGAAAAAAUUCAUUCUUUAAGGAGGAUGAAAGUAUCCCCGAUCGAUUCAGAGCUAAACUUAGAGACUAUUUCCGUUCUGGAUAUGAUCGUGGCCAUAUGGCACCAGCUGCGAAUGCUAAAUUCAACCAGAGGGCAAUGGAUGAAACCUUCAUGCUGACCAACAUCGCGCCGCAAGUUGGAGAAGGGUUUAACCGAGACUAUUGGGCUCAUUUUGAAUAUUUCUGUCGCCAGCUCACACAGAAAUAUGGUAGCGUAAGGAUUUUAACUGGGCCUCUAUUCCUUCCGAAAAGGGACCCUGCGGACGGAAAAAAUAAAGUUACUUAUGAAGUUAUAGGAAACCCCCCAUCGAUUGCUGUUCCUACUCAUUUCUAUAAAGUCAUUGUUGCUGAGAGCCCACUUCGCGGGCCAGGAAGUGAUAAUGUUGCUGUUGCUGCGUUCGUUCUGCCAAAUGACAAGAUAUCAAAUGAAACGAAAUUGACAGAUUUUGAGGUUCCUCUGGACGCGGUUUCGAGAAGUACAGGUCUGCAGUUAUUACAAAAGCUGCCUUCUGAGAAGAAGAAGGAAUUGUGUAAAGAAGUCGACUGCCAUAUUACUGUGAGAGAAUUUGUCAAAGCUCUCCCCGCUCCCAAAUCGGUUCCCUCUUUGCCCUCGCCCUCUAAGUAA